Molecule: messenger RNA, 2166 nt
Organism: Oppia nitens
Lineage: Eukaryota; Metazoa; Arthropoda; Arachnida; Sarcoptiformes; Oppiidae
Gene: cass
Product: apoptosis inhibitor 5-like
Exons: 7
Coding region: 243-1970 (575 amino acids)
Biological process (GO): negative regulation of apoptotic process
Cellular component (GO): nucleus
Molecular function (GO): RNA binding
Source: RefSeq, a predicted model, not a curated record
CAUGUCUUUUCUAUUGAUUUUCCCAAUUGUUUGUGUAUUUCAUUGGAUAAUAAAAAUAAUAAAAUUAAAAACAAAACACAAAUAAAUUGCUAUUAAUUUAGUAGAAGUUUAUUAUUAUUGUUGUGUUUAUCACUUUCAUUGGAUUUUCGGUAUUAAUAAUUACCGCCGCAAUUGGUUGACUACACCGCUGACUACUUUGUCAAUUGUUAUAUUAGUGACCACCGAUAGCGAGAGCGCGCAUAAUGUCUGGUACCGACAAAUUGGCUGAACUUUACGACAAUUAUAACAAAUUGGACGCCGCGAAGGACAACAUCGGAGAGUUUGAAUCGUCUUAUUUGUCAAUACUAUCGGCCGUUAAGGGCACUCAACCGGAGAAACAAUUGUGCUCUCAGUUUAUCUCCAAGUUUUUUGUUCACUUUCCCAACCAUUACGACACAGCCAUCGAUGCUUUGCUUGACCUCUGCGAGGACGACGACACCAAUAUCCGCCGACACGCCAUCAAAGAGUUGCCCAGCAUUUGCCGCGAACGCAAAGAGUAUGUGCCGAAGAUUGCCGAUGUGUUGGCCCAACUUUUGCAGACAGAGGACUCGGCCGAACUGAAUGUUGUUAAUCAUUCGUUGACCACUUUAGCUAAAUACGACGCCAAAGGUUUUUUCGGUGGACUCUUUAUGCAGAUCAACAGUGGAGAUGAUAUUGUACGGGAAAAGGCCAUAAAGUUUUUUAAGGAUCGCUGGCGACUUAUACCGACCGAUGUCUUGACCAAAGAGGUGGAGGAGUACUUUCUCGAUGAGAGCCGUAAAGUUAUGGCCGAUGUGUCCAAAGAGGAAUUCAUAACUUUUAUGACACUAUUGAGUGGUUUAAAGAUUUCCAAAGUAUUGAGCGGUCAUCAGACGCUUUUGGAUAUUGUCAAAGAACAGGCAGAGUUGAACACACCAUUUGAUGCCUCAGAAAUGGAUUUUGUGGACAAACUAAUUAUGUCUGUCAGACACGGGAUUCCAUUUUUCUCUCAAUUUGUUCCGUCAACUGAAUUUGUUGAAUACAUUUGUGUACAAGUGUUGCCACAAUUACCGAUUCUCGAGUCAAAACAGCCGGGAAUUGAAUUAGAUUUUCUUCAACUGUUAGCUGAAAUGUCGCCCUAUGUUUCGCCGACCAUUGAGUCAAUAGAGGUCGAGAAAUGUUUGUCGCGUGUCUUUCCUAAACUACUCGAAUAUAUGCCGACACCACCGCCUAUCGACAGUGAGACUACCGUUGCAACCAACGGUUCUUCGACGGCCACGACUCCCGACGAACCGAGUCUACAAUUUUCGCAUAUCGAGUGUCUAUUAUAUACGUUUCAACAGUUGUGUAAACUUUUUCCACAAUUUUUAGCCGACGCCCAAUCGGAAAGGGUUAAGGACUUUAAGCUUCGACUUCAAUAUGUAGCCCGAGGAGUACAAAGUUAUUUAACAAAACUUAAGAAACACUUGUCGACAGUCAAAGGAGAGGCUUUGAAAUCUGAUGACAAUAAACUCCGAGUAAUGGCAUUGAAGACCACAAACAACAUAAAUACGUUGAUUCGGGAAUUAUUCAAAAUUCCUCCCAAUUAUAAGUCAACCAUUAACUUGUCGUGGAAACCGCCGGCUUCUAAGAACGCACCCGUAAAACCUACACUUUCAUCUCCUAUUACAAGUGUCACAGCAGCUACAACUGAAGUAACAGCUGAGCCAACUACACCGGUAGCCACAACACCCGGAGCGUCUAAACGGAAACCCAUAACAGCACCCGAAGGUUCCAGUGAUAGUAAACGAGAUCGUAAAAUAUAUGCGCCACCGGGUGGAAAAUUUAGCGGUGGUGUCAAAAGGUUCCCUCAAAAUAAUAACGGAAACUCAUAUCGCGGUUCAUUCCGUGGCGGUAAUGGCAGAGGACGGGGCGGUUUUCGGGGCAGACGUGGUGGCAGCGGUGGCUUUAAACGAGGAUUUAAACGAUUUUAAUUAAAGGUCACAGACCUUAUUAUUUUUUGAUUACACAUUGACUACCAGACCAGCACUGACUAUUUAACCAUACUUUUCAAAUUUCCGUACAUUUCCCGUAAACAUUAUUUACCCAUAUUUACGAUGUACAGUAUAUGAUGGUUGAAUGAAUAAUUACCGUAAUUAAUAUUUUAAAAAUAGACAAAUUUGAUUUACC